GGCUGGUCAAUAUGGGAUUACUUGGCCCGCACUGAUCCAGAUCAUGUAGCCGAUAGCAGCAGUGGAGAUAUUGCUGCCAAUUCGUAUUAUAUCUAUAGAAGGGAUAUCGAAAUGCUGAAAGAAUUAGGAGUUACGCACUACAGAUUUUCCAUAUCAUGGCCGAGAAUUCUUCCCUACGGUCGCGCAAACUACGUAAACCAACGCGGGGUCGACCAUUACAAUGAAUUCAUCGAUGAGCUAAUAGCAAAUGGUAUCACCCCUUUCGCAACCAUGUAUCACUGGGACUUACCUCAAAAUCUACAAGAGCUUGGUGGCUGGCUGAAUGAGGAGAUAGUGGAUUGGUUCGGGGACUACGCUCGAGUUUUAUAUCAGAAUUUCGGGGAUCGUGUUAAGAAUUGGCUGACUAUAAACGAACCGUAUAUCCAUUGCCAUUUCGGAUACGGUUAUAGCACGCAUGCUCCUCGACUUCACUCCCCUGGUAUUGGUUACUAUGAGUGUGGAAGACAUAUUUUACUUGCAAACGCGAGAGCGUAUCAUAUUUACGACGAUGAGUUCAGAAGUGUGCAAGGAGGCCAGCUGGGUAUUGUUAUCAGCUCUGAAUAUUUGUAUCCUGCAUCAGAUUCGGAAGACGAUAUUGAGGCUACUAGGGAUUACUUCGAAUUCCAUUUAGGCCAAUAUAUGCAUCCAAUUUUCUCGGAGACUGGAAACUACCCUCAAGUAAUGAUAGAUCGUGUGGCAGCAGCCAGUCUAGCCCAAGGCUAUACUUCUUCAAGACUUCGUAGUUUUUCUGAAGAACAAAUAGAGUAUAUUAAAGGCACUUCGGAUUUCUUAGGCCUGAACCAUUAUACCACAAGAAUUGUGUACAGGAACAGCUCUGUUAUUGGAAUGUUUGAGAUACCGUCACAUGAAGAUGAUGCUUUUGCGAAUUCAUUUCAGGAUGAGUCUUGGCCAACAUCAGAAGCAGCUUGGAUCAGGGAGCACGGCCCUGGAUUAUUUAGUCUCCUAGUUCACAUCAAGGAUACAUACAACAACCCUCUCGUCUACAUAACUGAAAACGGGGUAUCUACCACAGCUGGUCUGAACGACCACAUCAGGGUGUCUUACUACAGGAGCUACCUGAACGCAGUACUCGACGCUAUAGCUGAAGGAUGUGACGUUCAAGGGUACUUUGCUUGGAGUUUGAUGGACAAUUUCGAAUGGACUUUUGGUUACACACAACGCUUCGGCCUGUACGAAGUGGACUUUGAAGACCCAGAGCGGACCAGAACCCCCCGAAAAUCGGCGCUAGUGUACAAAGAGAUCGUACGCAGCCGUACAAUUGACUACGAGUACGAUCCCGAUCCUUACGCUAGCAGUAGUAGCAGUGCGUACGCAUCAAGCGCUUGGCUACUUUCAAUUGUUUUGGCUAUUGUAAAUGUUUUAGUUCCACUGUGAAUCCUUCACAAAUGU
Cydia splendana is the source of this 1449-nucleotide messenger RNA. Its product is annotated as lactase/phlorizin hydrolase-like. Gene Ontology annotation, biological process: carbohydrate metabolic process. The record is from RefSeq and is a predicted model, not a curated record. NCBI's taxonomy places the organism in Eukaryota, Metazoa, Arthropoda, Insecta, Lepidoptera, Tortricidae. The transcript has 6 exons. The coding region runs from base 112 to 1434 and encodes 440 amino acids. Gene Ontology annotation, molecular function: beta-glucosidase activity.